AAAAACUAGAAAAACCUGUUACAAGCACGUGCUUCAAAAUUGGAAUGACACAGAAGGGUAUGAGGCACCAGGCCUCCCUGUCAUCCUGUGCUCCCGCCCGCUCCCAUGCAGCUUCCGCUUCUAAACUCAGGCCGAGACAGCUGUCCUUACAGUGCUGGUACAGGCCGGCUCACUGUCUCUCCUGGACACCAGACGCCUUCCCGUGGAGCUGCCUGCAGAGAACCUUGCUGUGCUCCCCAACUCGGAAUUCCGUGGAGGAAACUCCUCGGGCCCAGGCUGUUGCUGGGGUUCGGUGGCUCCUCUCCCAGCGACUUUGUCCUUCCCCUGAUGCCGUUGGUUGCAGUUUUGUUUCCUUCGGUUCUUUCUUGCUUUCAUGCUGUUUCAGCCAGGAGAGAAGGCUGCGCUUCCUGCCUCAUUUCCGUGUGGAAUACGUUCUACGUUGUCUUCCAGGGUGCCAUCCCUCACCUUCCCAUCUGCCUGCGGGCCAUGUGACCCACACUGUCUCCCUGCCCGCUGCAGGCUCGGCACCUCUCGGCUCCACAUUCCAUUCCGGGGGCAUCCAGCAUGGGUGCUGAAAUUCCAGCGUCCGUAUUCUCAGGAGUUGGCCCUGUGGGUUCCAGUAAAAAUUCCCGGCCUUGUGAUGAAGGCUCUGGGCCCUCCAGCCAGUGUGUGGCUGGGAUGUCGGGUCCUCCCUGCAGAAGGCCAUCCUGCCUCUGGGCUCACAGCUCCCACGGCAGAGCGAGGAGGCAGAAGGAGAGGAAAUGGUAUUUAGGGGUCCAGGGGGCCAAACAAAAUAAAAACACCGGCAGGGUCCACACAGGGGUCCUGGCCUCCCAGCCUCCAAUUCUCCCCAGUCCCCUUCGUGUUGCCGCAGAGAGAGAGUCCUGCGUUCGUUUCCGCCCUCGGAACCAGAGGGGAUGCGUUCCUUCUCUUCCCUUCCUGAUGGGAAUGGCGCUGUCAGAGCCUUUUCUUGUUGUUAUUUGAGGAAGUGAAGUUCACCGUUAGAUUUGAUCCACAGUGAGAUGGCCUAAUUCAACUUGGGCUGAAACAUGCCAACUGGCAGCCAGGAGGCACAGCGCCUGGGCAGGCCCCUUCCUGGGUCUGCAGAGCUGUGGCCUGCAGGGUGACCCUUUUCUCCCCACUGAGAUCUCUGUACAGGGUUUCUGUAGCAGAGGCCCCAACUCAAGUACUUGGCUGUGUCCUGGAAGAAGACCAGUGAUCCACGGCUGGGGAGGCCCCCAUUUCUGAUAGCUGGCUGUCUUCUUCAUUGAAAGUCCCCGAACAGUCAAACCAGUUUGGCUGCAUGUGAAAGACUGGAAGAAAAUUGCCGGGCGGGUGCUCUUCUGUGCUGCCUGGAGCUCCUACCUGAGCUUCCAGCCUGUAACUGGCUGGGGUGACCGCGGUCCACGUCUGCCUGCCGGAAACAAACAAGAUUCAAAACACCAAGCGUGUCUCAGGUUAUGCCUUUGACACCAAACACGAAGGUUCCACUGCGUGAGCUCCGGACAGAGGCCCCUGGGCCCAGCCGCCCUGCAUCAGCCGCAGUCUGCCCUGGCUCGUCUUAGAAGUGGAGAGACACGCGCUGGGAAAGGCAUCCCUGGGGAGGCAUUCCACGCCUACGGGAAGGCGGGCAAGAUGCUGGUGGAGACCAGCAUGAUCGGGCUGAUGCUGGGCACCUGCAUCGCCUUCUACGUCGUGAUUGGCGACUUGGGGUCCAACUUCUUUGCCCGGCUGUUCGGGUUUCAGGUGGGCGGCACCUUCCGCAUGUUCCUGCUGUUCGCCGUGUCACUGUGCAUUGUGCUCCCGCUCAGCCUGCAGCGGAACAUGAUGGCCUCCAUCCAGUCCUUCAGCGCCAUGGCCCUCCUCUUCUACACCGUGUUCAUGUUCGUGAUUGUGCUCUCCUCUCUCAAGCACGGCCUCUUCAGUGGGCAGUGGCUGCAGCGGGUCAGCUAUGUCCGCUGGGAGGGCGUCUUCCGCUGCAUCCCGAUCUUCGGCAUGUCCUUCGCCUGCCAGUCCCAGGUGCUACCCACGUACGACAGCCUGGAUGAGCCGUCGGUGAAAACCAUGAGCUCCAUAUUUGCCUCCUCCCUCAAUGUGGUCACCACCUUCUACGUCAUGGUGGGAUUUUUCGGCUACGUGAGCUUCACCGAGGCCACGGCUGGCAACGUGCUCAUGCACUUUCCCUCCAACCUGGUGACGGAGAUGCUCCGUGUGGGCUUCAUGAUGUCGGUGGCCGUGGGCUUCCCCAUGAUGAUCCUGCCCUGCCGGCAGGCCCUGAGCACGCUGCUGUGUGAGCAGCAGCAAAAAGAUGGCACCUUUGCAGCAGGGGGCUACAUGCCCCCUCUCCGGUUUAAAGCCCUUACCCUCUCUGUGGUGUUUGGAACCAUGGUCGGUGGCAUCCUUAUCCCCAAUGUGGAGACCAUCUUGGGCCUCACGGGUGCGACCAUGGGAAGCCUCAUCUGCUUCAUCUGCCCGGCACUGAUCUACAAGAAAAUCCACAAGAACGCGCUUUCCUCCCAGGUGGUGCUGUGGGUCGGCCUGGGCGUCCUGGUGGUGAGCACUGUCACCACACUGUCCGUGGGCGAGGAGGUCCCUGAGGACUUGGCGGAGGAAGCCCCCGGCGGCCGACUUGGAGAGGCCGAGGGUUUGGUGAAGGCAGAGGCAGCGCGACUCUCAGCCCAGGAUCCGGUCGUGGCCAUGGCCGAGGAUGGCCGGGAGAAGCCGAAGCUGCCAAAGGAGAGAGAGGAGCUGGAGCAGGCUCAGAUCAAGGGGCCCGUGGAUGUGCCUGGACGGGAAGAUGGCAAGGAAGCACAGGAGGAGGCACAGCUUGAUCGCCCUGGGCAAGGGAUUGCCAUGCCUGUGGGCGAGGCCCACCGCCACGAGCCUCCUGUUCCUCACGACAAGGUGGUGGUAGAUGAAGGCCAAGACCGAGAGGUGCCAGAAGAGAACAAACCUCCAUCCAGACACGUGGGCGGAAAGGCUCCAGGGGUCCAAGGCCAGAUGGCACCGCCUCUGCCCGACUCAGAAAGAGAGAAACGGGAGCCGGAGCAGGGAGAGGUUGGGAAGAGGCCUGGACAGGCCCAGGCCUUGGAGGAAGCGGGCGAUCUUCCUGAAGAUCCCCAGAAAGUUCCAGAAGCAGAUGGUCAGCCAGCUGUCCAGCCUGCAAAGGAAGACCUGGGGCCAGGAGACAGGGACCUGCAUCCUCGGCCCCAGGCAGUGCUGUCUGAGCAGCAGAAUGCCCUGGCAGUGGGUGAAGGGGAAAAGGCCGAUGGGGGGCCGCCACCAGGCAACGCCGCCGGGGAUACAGGGCAGCCCGCAGAGGACAGCGACCAUGGUGGGAAGCCUCCCCUCCCAGCGGAGAAGCCGGCUCCGGGGGCUGGGCUGCCGCCUGAGCCUCGAGAGCAGAGGGACGUGGAGCGAGCGGGCGGAGACCAGGCGGCCAGCCAGCUGGAAGCUGAGAUUAAAAAGAUAGUAGCAGAGGCUGGCAGGGCAGAGAUGCUGGACCACGCCGUCCUGCUUCAGGUGAUCAAAGAACAGCAGGUGCAGCAAAAGCGCUUGCUGGACCAGCAGGAGAAGCUGCUGGCGGUGAUUGAGGAGCAGCACAAGGAGAUCCACCAGCAGAGGCAGGAGGAUGAGGAGGACAAGCCCAGGCAGGUGGAGGUGCAUCCAGAGCCCGGGGUGGCAGUGCCCAGAGGCCAGGAGGCCCCCGAAGGCAAGGCCAGGGAGACGGUGGAGAAUCUGCCUCCCCUGCCUGUGGACCGUGUCCUCAAAGCUCCCGGGGGCCGCCCCGCUCCAUCCCAGGACCUUAACCAGCGUUCCCUGGAGCACCGUGAGGGGCCUGCAGGCAGAGAACCUGCUGGCCCUCCUGAUGACGGCCCUGACACAGAGCCUCGGGCAGCCCAGGCCAAGCCGAGAGAUGGCCAGAAGGAUGCCGCCCCCGGGGCAGCUGGCACGGUGAAGGGGCUUCCCAAGGGCCCAGAGCAGGUGCCCGUGCCAGACCCUGCCAGGGAAGCCAGGGGUCCAGAGGAGCGCCUUGCAGAGGAAUUCCCCGGGCAAAGUCAAGACAUUACUGGCGGUGGUUCCCAAGACAGGAAAAAACCUGGGAAAGAGGUGGCAGCCACUGGCACCGGCAUUCUGAAGGAAGCCAAUUGGCUCGUGGCAGAGCCAGGAGCAGAGACAGGAGACGCUCGCGUGGAGCCCAAGCAGAUGAGCCGAGACCUGGGCCUUGCAGCAGACCUGGACCUGCCCGGCAGGGCGGGAGGAGCGGCCGCACAGCCCCAGGCUAUGGUCCACCAGCUGGAACUGCGGGUCAUCUCUGACGGCGAGCAGGACGGACAGCAGGGCCACCGGCGGGACCAUGGCGGUCACCUGGAGAUGAGAAAGGAGGCCCACGGCGGGGACCAUGUGCCUGUGUCUCACGAGCAGCCGAGAGGCAGGGAGGACGCUGCUGUCCAAGAGCCCAGGCAGAGGCCAGAGCCCGAGCUGGGGCCCAAACGAGCUGUCCCGGGGGGCCAGAGGCCGGACAAUGCCAAGCCUAACCGGGACCUGAAACUGCAGGCUGGCUCUGACCUCCGGAGGCGACGGCGGGACCUUAGCCCUCAUGGAGAGGGCGAGCUGGCCCCGAGGGAUGGGGUCAUCAUUGGCCUUAACUCCCUGCCUGAUGUCCAGGUGAACAACCUCCGUGGCGCCCUGGAUGCCCAGCUCCGCCAGGCUGCGGGGGGAGCUCUGCAGGUGGUCCACAGCCGGCAGCUUAGACAGGCGCCCGGGGCUCUGGAGGAGUCCUAGCACCUGCUGGCCAUGAGGGCCACGCCAGCCACUGUCUUCCCCGGCCAGCAGCAGGUCUUUCUCAGCCACAUCCCAGCCAAACUCUGGAGGUCCCACUCAUCUAUCCCCAGGCUUUCAUGUCUGAGGCCCUCACCAAGUGUGAGUGAGAGGAUAAAAGAUUCACUCUGGCAUUGUUUCCAGAAUGUUCUUGCUGUCGUUCUGUUGCAGCUCUUAGUCUGAGGUCCUCUAACCUCUCGACUCUGAGCUCACUCCAGUCUGUGAGGAGACAUGGCCUCCGCUGCGAGCCGGCUGGUGCACGCCCAGGCUCAGGCUGGGAGCCGCUGCGUCUGCGGUCAGGCCUCCUUCUGCCAGGCGGCACGUGUGGUCUUCAGGUUGAGCUCGGCCAUGCGUGGAGGUGCACAUGGCUGCUGAUGGUCCCAGCACAGGCUACCGUGAGAGCCAGCGUCCAACCCCAAACUUGCAGCGACUCGGAAUUAUAACUGUUUACUGAUGUUUCCCACAGUGUGGCAGGAAGUUUUGAAUAAACACUUUUGCCUUCGCCCAG
Messenger RNA from Chlorocebus sabaeus (green monkey), 5329 nucleotides. The record is from RefSeq and is a predicted model, not a curated record. Lineage: Eukaryota; Metazoa; Chordata; Mammalia; Primates; Cercopithecidae.